Messenger RNA from Fomitiporia mediterranea MF3/22, 1761 nucleotides. Its product is annotated as RabGAP/TBC. NCBI's taxonomy places the organism in Eukaryota, Fungi, Basidiomycota, Agaricomycetes, Hymenochaetales, Hymenochaetaceae. The record is from RefSeq and is a predicted model, not a curated record. The transcript is spliced from 5 exons. The coding region runs from base 1 to 1761 and encodes 586 amino acids.
AUGAGUACGACACACGAAGGGUACGUGACUGCUCCAGAGCAGGGCAUAGAGUCUUCCAACAGCGACUCGUACACGACGCCCGUACAACGAUUCCGAGUGGUUAACGGAACGUCCCCCUCACCCAGUCCGUCCGCUCCUCCUCUUGGGCAUCACACUUCUCUGCCUCCGAGAGUUUCGAUUACGCAAAAGGGUCUACCUUUACCCCCGAGUCCGAGGCCUCCCAGUAGGAGCAGCAGUCCUGCAAUCCCACAUGUGAAGCGACAAUCCAUCGUGUUGUCUUCCUCUACACCCCUACAACCAACAUCCCCGCCCCCACCAGACCGACGAACCUCAUCCAUAGCCUCUUCCUCACGAGGCUCCCGCGUUCCCCAAGCAGGAGAAGAACCCGAAUCCUUCUUCGUCCGCAACACAUACGCACAAUUAGACGUGACCGGCGUGAAGGGUGAUGGAUAUGAAGAAGGCGUUGAGAGGACACGUGCGAAGUUGGGACAUGAUCGACGGAGUGUGCAGUUGGCUGCUGUUAGGAAUGAUGCGCGGGGAGAGAACUUUAGGGGAGAGAUUUCGGAGGAGGAGUUAGAGAUAUUGAGUAGUGUUGAUCGAUAUGGAUUCUUGGUUUCUCCUGGUAGUGAACGCAACGUUCUUCUUCCCUCAUCCGCAUUCUCAAAACCACUCCAUCCCAUAACAAACGCGACUACUUCAGGUGUACCUUCACCCUCUUCAACGUCAAUGAUCGAACCGAAACCUCCACCACUCUCAAAACACCUCGAGAGUAAACGGAUAUCGAAGUGGGGGAGGAUGUUAGAACCUGAGAGGCGUGAUGAAGGAGGGAACGUAUCCAUCUGGCGUAUCAAACCUAAUAAAGAACGGAAACUCCGUUCGCGUGUCUUCAAGGGUGUUCCAGACGCUUGGAGAGGUGCAGUUUGGGAGGUACUAGUUGCGAGGUGGGUUGGUAAAUCUAAGGAGCAAGAGCAAGGAGGUUUGGAUGCGAGACGGUUAAUGAGUAUGUUGGACGAGUUGAGGGAUGCGUAUCGGACGAGCUUGGAGAUGCCGAGUGGGUAUGAUGUUCAGAUUGAUUUGGAUGUGCCGAGGACGAUUAAUGGGCAUGUGUUGUUUAAGACGCGGUAUGGUCAGGGACAACGCUCCCUCUUCCACACCCUCCACUCCUUCUCCCUCCACUGCAAAGAAUGUGGGUACUGUCAGGGUAUGGGCCCACUCGCAGCGACGCUUCUAUGUUAUUACGAGCCGGAGAAGGUGUACGCCCUUCUCGUGCAUUUUCAUGAUGAGUAUGAGAUGCAUGAUAUUUUUUUACCUGGGUUCCCUGGUCUUCUGGAAGCGAUUUAUGUACAGGAGAGGAUCAUGGAGAGGGUUGUGCCUGGGGUGUAUGCUGCUUUCAAGAAACAUAUGAUCUCGACAACGAGCUACGCGACGAAGUGGUAUAUCACACUAUUUGCGAAUACUGUACCGUUUCAGACGCAACUCCGACUUUGGGAUGCGUUUUUGUUGGAGGGGAGGGAUGUGUUUGUGGUUAUGGCUGUUGCUAUUGUUUGGGUUCUCAAAGACCACAUAACCUCAUCCCAAGCAAACUUCGAGACGAUCCUAUCUCUACUUUCGUCAUUCUUUGUACCGGAAGAUGAGGAUGCGUUGUUAAAGUGGGUGGAGAAGGCGAUGGGUGAUCGGAAGUUAAGGGGAGAUAUGGCUGGGUGGAGGGAGGAGUGGAGAGGGCUUGUUAGAGAGAAGAAGGAGGGUGGGGUGUUGUUAUAA